Drosophila teissieri is the source of this 1226-nucleotide messenger RNA. RefSeq names its product intraflagellar transport protein 57 homolog (gene IFT57). The transcript has 3 exons. The record is from RefSeq and is a predicted model, not a curated record. Gene Ontology annotation, biological process: intraciliary transport; non-motile cilium assembly. The coding region runs from base 1 to 1218 and encodes 405 amino acids. NCBI's taxonomy places the organism in Eukaryota, Metazoa, Arthropoda, Insecta, Diptera, Drosophilidae. Gene Ontology annotation, cellular component: centrosome; intraciliary transport particle B; cilium.
AUGCAGCAAGAUGACGGACAGGAGAAAUCCCAGCAGCUGCAAAACUUUCAGUCCGAUGACUUACUGGAAAAACUAAAGUUACUCAACUACGAAAAGCAUUUGCUUAAGGAAUUCAAACUGAAACCGCUGUCGCGUUUCUAUUUCGUGAAGGCCACAAAUCCCGGAGAGCAAUUCUAUAUGUUUACGUUAAUAUGCUGGUGGCUAUGCAAGAAACUCGGAAAGGAUAUGGAGCGGCCACAGGAGUACGAUGAUCCCAACACUGUGGCCGCCAAUAUCAUUAAAAUGCUUGGGGAGAUUGAUGUGCCAGUGGAUUUCCAGCCCAAUAAGCUGAUACGUGGAGCUGGACCCAUCUGCCUGUCGGUCCUGGAUGUUCUCUCCACGCAAGCCUGCAAAGUGGCCCAGGUGGGCUACCAGAAGCUGCACAUCGCACAGGAGGAGGAGUUCCUAGGCGAUUAUCUGGAGGACAAUGCGGAGAUCAUAUUGGAGAAACUGGAGGAUGAGCAGAAUGCAGCCGCCCUAAGUGAUGAUAGUGACAUGGAAUUGGAGGCGCAUAAUUUCCGGCAGCUCAACUGGUUGAAUCGUCCGCAGAAGAAAUCCAUUGGCGAUGUCAACCUGGAUGAGCGGAAUACGGAGUUGGAUGCCCGCAUGAGCGACCAUCAGGAGUGGCAUCUGGAACUGGAAAGAGUGCUGCCCCAACUGAAGGUAUUCGUCAAAGCAGACGCCCGGGAUUGGCGGACCCACAUCAGUCAGAUGGAGACCUUACAAGCGAACAUCCUGGAAAUCUCCGACACCGCCGAGGCUCAACUAAAGAAACUGCACAGCGAGUUCACUUUCGACUUGGAAAAAAUCGAAAGUCGCGAAAAACAUUUGAAUAACGAACUCAAGCCCCUGAUUCAGCAGUUCAAGGAGCUAUCCAUUGAGCUGUCCACCACCCAGUCGGCGCAGAAUCAGUUGCAGGAGGACAUGGAGAAGCAGACCACAGAGCUCAACGAGGUCAUGAUGGAGCAGGAGCUCAAGAAGGAGGAAAUGGAGCGACGUGGACAGGCCAUGUCGGAUGGGAGUUCGGUGCAGCAGAUCAGGAAAGCGAUCGCCAAGCUGAAGGAGGACAUUGCGCAACUGAAUCUGGAGGUGGCUCUGCUGGUGCAUGCCCACGACCAGGACAUUGUGGUGCGGCAGUUGCAGCAGAACCAAACCACCGACCUGGCAAACAACCCAUAAAACGUAUA